Balaenoptera ricei (Rice's whale) is the source of this 5885-nucleotide messenger RNA. RefSeq names its product ring finger protein 43 (gene RNF43). Bases 2010 to 4463 code for a protein of 817 amino acids. Gene Ontology annotation, molecular function: ubiquitin protein ligase activity; frizzled binding. The transcript is spliced from 10 exons. The record is from RefSeq and is a predicted model, not a curated record. Gene Ontology annotation, biological process: Wnt receptor catabolic process; ubiquitin-dependent protein catabolic process. Lineage: Eukaryota; Metazoa; Chordata; Mammalia; Artiodactyla; Balaenopteridae.
AGUCAGAGCUAGAACACCAGUUACAAACCACAGGCUUCCUCCUCUAGGGAGCUGAUCCAGAAUUGUCUUUCUGGAAGGGAAGCACUCGAAUCCUUCCGAACUUUCCAAGUCUAUCCAUGAUGCAGAGACAUUGCCCUCUGGGAUUUUCUAUGUUCCUGGUAGUGAAUUGUUGCUGAUGUAUUUGCUACUUUGCUUCUUUUCUCUUUCAAGAUUUGAUCAUUUUUAUAUGCUGUUCGGGGAGAAAAAGGACUUUUGUUAGAAAAGAGAUUUCAGAGAUGGUUUUGGAUCCUCUAGAAGUGUUUUUAGAGUUCUUGGGGACAGUAGCUCUAACCUUGGAGUAAGUUUCUGCCUUUGACCUGCAUGGAUUAUUUUUUCGGGCUGCGGAAUUUCUCGGCACCUAGCUGCAGUGUGGGGCACUUGGUUUGGUUGCAGAGUAAGAAGGUGGAAGAAUGAGCUGUACUUGGUUAAGCAGUUGAAACCUUUUUUUUUGAGCAGGAUCUAUAAAAGCAUAAUUGAAUUUGUUUCACCCCCGUGGAUUCCAGUGGGCCUGACAGCACAACAGGUUUGCAGAUUUCUUUCGAAAUUCUUUUUUUUUUCUCCCUCUGCCUCAGCGAAAGAAAAGAAUCUAUAUCACAGGUUCAUGUUCCAUUGCUUGGCUUUUCAGCACUUAUUCUGAAGACUUAAUAAGAUUUUUUAACUUGACCUCUGAACACAGUGGGCUUUGUGGUUGAAGUGCAUUUGUAUUUACUUAAGGGUGCACAUUUUGAAAUCUUAGAAUUAAGACUUUGUUUGUACAAAGACCCAAAUUCUCAAGUGUGCCUAGAAAUAGCACAGAUCUACUCUACUCAGGUUUAUUUUUACUUUUUCAGGGUGUUCUACUUAGAGCUUGUAGACUAAUCACCUCCUUACUCCCCCUUUUAUUCCCCACCCCCUCAAGGAAUUUGAAAGCGUGUUAGGAAUAGUCCUUUGUUUUACUUAUGAACCUAGAAAAUUACAGAUUAUAAGAUCUGGAUAAUAAAGUAGCUUCCAAAAGCAUCUCAUGGGAAAUCAAAGUGCUUGGCAUUCUCAAGCAGGAGCAUAAAAGCUGGAAUCCCUAAGAGAGAAGGGAAAAUAAAGAUAGAAAUAUGAAUGUCAACUGGGAAAAAUAAUUGGAAAGCCAACCUUUUCAAAUAUUCUUCUAAUUAUGAAAGUUGGAAAAACUUGUGAUGCUCAGGUUUAUCCUGUGACUAUGUGAAGACAUAUAAAUUCGCACCUAGUUUACAGGCAAAUCUAGGUAGAAAAUCUAAAAAUCGUAGUAUAUUUAAGUUCAUGAAAAGUAUUGUAAGUUCAGUGGGCCUGGAACUUUGGCUACAAUGAAAUACAGUUUAAUGUUGAAACUUUUAUGAAUACAUGUUGUAGCAUCUUUGGACAUCUCUCAAGGUGUGGCCUGAAAUAUUAUUUCCUCUCCUUCCCCAUUUUUUAAGAAAAAAUUCUCCUGUGAUCUUUAGUCUUUUACCGUUGACGAAUUUUGUGGCUUUAAAGGACCAUCUCUUCGUUUUCUGAGCUGGAGUUUUUCACUCUCACCUUUGAUGCAUGGCCUUAGUCUUUUACUUUGCCUUGUUUUGUUCAUUAACAUUGGGUUUAGUGGCUCGAGAACUUGAUGCAUAUGGAAGACCAGCACCAAGUGAUCUGACAUAAUUAAAAUUCAGGAUGUGACAUUCACCCUCAAGCAAAAUUGAAAAUUCCAAAGAGAAGCGGCAAUAUCUUUACUAAUCAUAGUGAAGAUGGGAGAAAAUGACAUACCUGAAGCAGAAGUAGGCUGAAAAUACCUUCUUCCCUGCCAGAUCAGGAAUACCACCUGUUCUUGGGAAUAUACUUUAGAGAAAGGAAGGGCCAAAACCACGACUCAGCUUUCUGGAACUGAAGCAUAAGUUUCUUUUCCUCCGUUUGUCUGGAUCUAGGAACCUGUGUUCGGUGUUAGCUAGUGGAAGCAGUAUGUAUGGCCGAAGUGCAUUGCUGCAGCUGGUAGCAUGAGUGGUGGCCACCAGCUACAGCUGGCUGCCCUCUGGCCCUGGCUGCUGAUGGCUACCCUGCAGGCAGGCUUUGGACGCACAGGACUGGUCCUGGCAGCAGCAGUGGAGUCUGAAAGAUCAGCUGAGCAGAAAGCUAUUAUCAGAGUGAUCCCCUUGAAAAUGGACCCCACAGGAAAACUGAAUCUCACUUUGGAAGGUGUGUUUGCUGGUGUUGCUGACAUAACUCCAGCAGAAGGAAAAUUAAUGCAGUCCCACCCCCUAUACCUGUGCAACGCCAGCGACGACGACAAUCUGGAGCCUGGAUUCAUCAGCAUUGUCAAGCUGGAGAGUCCCCAGCGGGCCCCCCGCCCCUGCCUGUCACUGGCCAGCAAGGAGGUUUUCUUCUCGCCCCUAGAGGACCACUCUCCUGUAGGAGAAAUGAGCCAUGUGAACAGACACUGGGUGACAAGGAACAUGUGGUCAGUGCUCUUUGAGGCCCGGAUGGCGGGGGAGCGGGGAGCCAGCGCCGUCCUCUUUGACAUCACGGAGGAUCGCGCUGCUGCUGAACAGCUGCAGCAGCCCCUGGGGCUGACGCGGCCAGUGGUGUUGAUCUGGGGUAAUGAUGCCGAGAAGCUGAUGGAGUUUGUGUACAAGAACCGAAAGGCCUACGUGAGGAUUGAGCUGAAGGAGCCCCCAACGUGGCCAGAUUAUGACGUGUGGAUCCUCCUGACGGUGGUGGGCACCAUCUUUGUGGUCAUCCUGGCCUCGGUGCUGCGCAUCCGGUGCCGCCCCCGUCACAGCAGACCGGAUCCCCUUCAGCAGCGAACAGCCUGGGCCAUCAGCCAGCUGGCCACCAGGAGGUACCAGCCCGGCUGCAGGAGGGCCCGGGCCGAGUGGCCAGACUCAGGUAGCAGCUGCAGUUCAGCCCCUGUGUGUGCCAUCUGCCUGGAGGAGUUCUCGGAGGGCCAGGAGCUACGGGUCAUUUCCUGCCUCCAUGAGUUCCAUCGUACCUGUGUGGACCCCUGGCUGCAUCAGCAUCGCACUUGCCCCCUCUGCAUGUUCAACAUCGUAGAGGGAGACUCGCUUUCUCAGUCCCUGGGACCGUCUAGAUCUUACCAAGAACCAGGCCGAAGACUUCACCUCAUUCGCCAGCAUCCCGGCCAUGCCCACUACCACCUGCCUGCUGCCUACCUGUCGGGCCCUUCCCGGAGUGCAGCGGCUCGGCCCACACGGCCUGGUCCCUUCCUACCAUCCCAGGAGCCAGGCGUGGGCCCUCGGCACCACCGCCUCCCCAGAAGCGCACAUCCCCGGGCUCCAGGCGAGCCACAGCGCCUGGCAGUGGCCCAGAGCCCCUCUGCGCAGGGCUGGGGGCUGAGCCACCUGCGGUGCACUUUGCAGCACCCUGCCACCUGCCCCAUGCCCCCACGCCGGGCCAGGCCUCACGACAGCAGCGGGUCUGGAGAAAGCUACUGCACAGAGCACAGCGGCUACCUGGCAGACGGGCCAGCCAGCGACUCCAGCUCAGGGCCCUGUCACGGCUCUUCGAGUGACUCGGUGGUCAGCUGCACGGACGUCAGCCUGCAGGGCGCCCACGGCAGCGGCUCUACCUUCCGCAGCUCCCUGAGCAGUGACUUUGACCCCCUGGUGUACUGCAGCCCCGAAGGGGAGCGCCGGGCGGAGGAGGCUCAGCCUAGCAUGGCCUCUCGGCCUCGUUCUUUGGACUCAGUGGUGCCCACAGGGGAAACCCAGGUUGCCAGCCAUGUCCACUACCACCGCCACCGGCACCACCACUACAAAAAGCGUUUCCAGUGGCACGGCAGGAAGUCUGGCCCAGAAACUGGAGUCCCGCAGUCCAGGCCUGCCAUUCCUCGGACACAACUCCAGCCAGAGCUGCCUUCACCCGAUCCGCAAGCAGCCAGACCCAACCCAGCAGCCCCGUCAGGACAGCUCCCCAACCCACAACGGCCCAGGGCCCUCACCGAGCCAGCCCCUGGGCCAGCUGACGCCUCCAGCCCCAGCCCUGGUCCCAGCGGCCUCUUCCACUUGCAGAAGUCCAGCCUCUCUGUCCGACACACACAGAGGAAACGGCGGGGGAGUCCCUCAGAGCCCUCCCCAGCCUCUCGACCCCAGGACUUGACUGCACACCGAGUGUGCCAGAUUCUUCCCCAUUAUGGCCCCAGCCUGGCAUAUCCUUGGUCCUCAGAGGCCCACCCAUUGAUCUUUGGACCUCCGGGCCCGGACAGGAGGCUGCUACCAGAAACCUCAGGCCCUACUUACCCAAGUUCACAGCCGGUGUGGUUGUGUCUGACUACACGCCAGCCCCCAGGACCAUACCCAUCUGGGGAGGGGCCUUCCGAAUGGAGUUCUGGCACCCCAGAGGGUAGGCCAUGCCCUUACCCACACUGCCAGGUGCUGCCAGCCCAGCCUGGCUCAGAAGAGGAGCUCGAGGAGCUGUGUGAACAGGCCGUGUGAGGUGUUCAGGCCAAGCUCCAACCAAGAGUGCUCGCCAGAUGACUCAGGACCCUACCUGGCACAGAGUCCUGCUCCGGAGAAGAGAAAGGACCUCAGAAAACACCCCUCUUCUUUGCCAUACUUCCUGGAGCCACUGGCAGAGGGGUGGUGAUGGUGGGCGGCAGGAGGUGCUGUCUCCUGCUCCCAGCUCCAGACCUUGUCUGCAGAACCAUCCGCAGUGCAGCAAGCCUGUGUCCAGCCAGGCAACGAGCUACCACUUGUGCGGGUUGCCUCCCCUGCAGGCUGGGACCUCCUGCGAGCAGGAAGCUAGGGACGGGUAGAUAGGCAGGUGUUAUGAAGGUGGUGCUCCUUCCCCAGCCCCAGCAGGUCUCCGCUCCCUCAUUCCAAGCCUCAUGUUCAUACCAGCAAACGGGGCCAGCUGAAUGCAUGACCCUUCUCACCUCCUUCCUUGGGAGAGUCCUGCACACCGGCUUUGGCUCCUCCUUGGUAAGGCUGCUGCAUCAGCGGCAACCCUGGUUUUUAUCAUUUUCCUUCUUUGCGAAAAGAUCAGGAGCAUAGGUGAGCCCUGAGCCCUAAAAAGGGGGGCUUUGCAGCUUCACCAGGCAGGGCCUCCCCUGGUGCAUAAGGGAGGAUGUUUUUCCCUCCUUGUCCGUACUUGUCAGAUCCACUAUAUUAAGUCAGAGGGGAAGCCAGGGUGUGCAGUUCUGUCCCUGAGGUGGUACAGCACCUUGAAGAAACUGGGUCGAAGCCUCUGAUCGUCAAACUCCCUUGUCACUCCAGCAGCCUCAGUUCCUCUGGGGGUCGGGGUGAGGGUAGCGGGAAAGGAAUAGCUCUUCCUUGGGGACGGCCUAUCUCAAAGUCCCAAAGUAGGCGGAAAGAAGAGGAUUUCUGCUGGACUUUAUUUAGGAAGAGGAAGGAAGGAAUGAAGGUAGAAAAGGCAAAAUUACAGCUGAACAAGGAAGUUUUCUCUGGGCGUUUUCUCUCAGACCAGGGAUAGGGAACGGGAGAACAAAGGAGAGGUAAUAUGGGGCCCUUGGGAUUAGAUGGCCCAGAGGCCCGGCUUCCCAGUAUAAGCCAUGCAGGCCAGAGACACACAGGAAGGAGUGGAGUUGGAGCAGGAAGCCUGGCCUGGGCAGCUGGUAUCGAGUGGGCAAGGGCUGAGGGGCCUCCUCAGGGUGACAUGCACCCCAGGGCAGUUGGACCAUUGCUGGCCCCUCAGGCAUUAUCCCAUUUGGAAUGUGAAUGUGGGAGCAAAGUGGGCACAGGACCCCACCUGGGAAUCUUCUUCCCUCAAAGUCAGUGGGGAACUAGCACCUAGGCACCCACGUGGGUAUUUAUAUCUAAACAGACAGAAAGACGCUUGAAUCAGGCACUAUGUUGAGAAAUGUAUUUAUUUGCUAAUAUAUUUAUCCAUAAAUUCGA